UGUAAAGUUGUGGAAAUUGUUCCAAAAGAUAGGGUCUUCACCAAAGAGAAUAUGGCCUAUACUGUAGAUAUACUCAAAGAGCUGGUGGUAACACUUUUUUUCGUGUCAUACUACUUCAUUGAGUUCUGGUUCUACACAAUAUUUCCGGGGUGGAAAUACAAAAAAGACAUUCGAGGUGAGACCGUAUUAGUAACCGGUGCAGGAUCUGGAGUUGGAAGACUGCUUGCAAUUCAGUUUGCGAGGCAUGGUGCCAAAGUCGUCUGCACAGAUAUCAAUGAAAAAGGAAAUAAUGAGACAGUAGCUGAACUUGUGACAGUUGCCUCCAAUCCUGACAAGGUACAUGGCUACACAUGUGAUGUCUCAAGCAGGAAAGAGGUUUACAACCUUGCAGAGAAGAUCAGACAGGAUGUAGGUUCAGUAAGCAUCCUGGUGAAUAAUGCAGGUGUGGCUGGGAGCUGUAAAUACGUCACGGAAUGCCAAGAUGAUGUCAUGGAGAAGAUCAUGAAAGUAAAUGCACUCGCACACUUUUGGACUGUCAAAGCAUUUCUACCAGGCAUGCUGAGGCGCAACCAUGGACAUCUGGUGACUGUGGCUAGCUCAGCUGGCCUGACUGGUGGCCCGAAAGUUGCAGACUAUUGUGCUAGCAAGUUUGCAGCCAUUGGCUUUCAUCAGUCAGUGGCUCUGGAAAUUAGAGCAAUGGAAUCCGAUGUGGUUACGACUCUUCUGUGCCCUGGCCACAUAAGAACCUCCAUGUUUGAAGGCUUCAAGAUGAGGUUUUCGUUGGUACCAUCGCUGGAACCAGAACAGGCUGUUGACCUCAUGAUGAAUGCCAUACUCAAGAAUCAGGAGAUGCUAAACAUUCCAAAGGUGCUCAACCUCAUCAUUCCGUUCAUGACAUGGUUUUUGCCAGCAAAGGCAAGCCUGCAGCUAUCGAAGUUUCUUGGUGUCUUUGAAUGUUUUGAUGAUGUCAAACCUGAAGUCUGGUCCAAGGGAGAUUAACUGCCAUAAUUCACAGGAAGACAGAUACGUGUGCGUGCACGUUUCACAAAUGGUUUCAUUUGUAUUAGUAUACUACAUGUAAUACAACCUAUUGGGUAGUUGGGUUCCUGGUAAUUUUCACGUACAGCCUGAUGUAGGAAGAUAGACACAAGAUUGAUAGAAAAUGGAUUGAAUUAUGUGAAUAGUUAGUGAGCCCAAGAGCUUUUGCAGUGGUAUGGUUCAUGACAGACCUGGUAUGGUUCAUUGUCACAUAACAAUCAGUAAUGAAGAUCACAUAGGGUACAAAUGGUUUUGGGAAUAAACGUGUUAAUUAUA
Molecule: messenger RNA, 1314 nt
Organism: Priapulus caudatus
Lineage: Eukaryota; Metazoa; Priapulida; Priapulimorpha; Priapulimorphida; Priapulidae
Product: epidermal retinol dehydrogenase 2-like
Exons: 6
Coding region: 52-999 (315 amino acids)
Cellular component (GO): lipid droplet
Molecular function (GO): oxidoreductase activity, acting on the CH-OH group of donors, NAD or NADP as acceptor
Source: RefSeq, a predicted model, not a curated record